AUGGGCUUCGUCUCCGGUUUUACUGGCGGCGUCACGCUCACUCUAUCCGUCGCCUAUCUCUCCGCUCUUGCCCACCAGCGCAACCGCGAGCGUCAAGGACAGCUUCUCCGCGCCCAGGCCCUCGAGCUGCAGAGCAUCAUCGAUCCGAUCCCGCUGCCGCUCCCCCCGACUCGGUCCGAGGUAGCGGCCGAGCAGCGCGCCGCCAAGGUCGAGAUCCUCAAGGACAAGUGGAACGACGAGAUCGGCCGCGCCGUUCGCUGGGUGCAGACCACCGACUGGGACGAGGUGCGCCACGGCGCCACAUCGCAGGCCGGGGCACUCUGGGCCCGCGUGACCGGCCAGACCCCCGAGCAGUCGGUCGACGCGGCAAAGAGCGCCGCCGAGGAUAAGGCGCGGUCGAUUGAGCAGUCGGCGCGCGGCGGCUUCCAAAAGGCAAAGGCCGAGGCCCGCAGCGUCGAGGAGGCCGCGCAGAACAAGGCCCUCGAGGCCCGCCUUCAGGCCAAGAAGACGGCCAAGGAGGCCGCUAGCAACAUUGCUGAGACCGCCAAGGAGGGGGCCCAGGAGGCGGGUGGUGUUUUGUCGUCGCUGCUGGGACGCGGUACAGAAAAGGCGGCCGAGCUGGCCGGCAAGGCCAAGGAGGCUGUGGGUCUGGCGAGCGGCGCCGUGGCCGACAUUGACGGCGUGACGCUGACCACAGGCGCAAGUGCUGUCGAAAAGGCCCUGCAUCAGCGAUUCCAGAAGACGGCGAUAAAGGACACGAGAACAGUGGCCGAGGUGCUGCAGGAGAGAUAUACCCCGGUUGACAGACGUGACAACACGAACCUGCGGGGACUGUAA
Molecule: messenger RNA, 837 nt
Organism: Beauveria bassiana ARSEF 2860
Lineage: Eukaryota; Fungi; Ascomycota; Sordariomycetes; Hypocreales; Cordycipitaceae
Exons: 2
Coding region: 1-837 (278 amino acids)
Biological process (GO): cristae formation
Cellular component (GO): mitochondrial crista junction; MICOS complex
Source: RefSeq, a predicted model, not a curated record